AUGUCUCAAUCUCCAAGUAUAGUUGGAGUUCAUUAUAAAGUUGGUAAAAAGAUAGGAGAAGGUUCAUUUGGUAUUAUAUUUGAAGGUAUUAAUAUCUUAAAUAAUCAACAAGUUGCUAUUAAAUUUGAACCAAGAAAAUGUGAAGCACCACAAUUAAGAGAUGAAUAUAGAUCCUAUAGAAUAUUAAAUAACACACAAGGAAUACCUCAAGCUUAUUUUUUUGGACAAGAAGGUGUACAUUCUAUUUUAAUAAUAGAUUUAUUGGGACCAUCAUUAGAAGAUUUAUUUGAUUGGUGUAGUAGAAAAUUUACUGUUAAAACAGUUAUACAAGUUGCAAAACAAAUGAUUCAAAGAGUUGAAACUAUACAUGAACAUAAUUUAAUUUAUCGUGAUAUUAAACCAGAUAAUUUUUUAAUUGGUAGACCUGAUUCCCUAGAGUCAAAUCAAAUAUUUGUGGUUGAUUUUGGAAUGGCAAAACAAUAUAGAGAUCCUAAAUCAAAAAUUCAUAUACCAUAUAGAGAGAAAAAAGCAUUAAGUGGUACAGCAAGAUAUAUGUCAAUAAAUACUCAUUUAGGUAGAGAACAAUCAAGAAGAGAUGAUUUAGAAAGUUUAGGACAUGUAUUUAUGUAUUUUUUAAGAGGUUCAUUACCAUGGCAAGGUUUAAAAGCACCAACAAAUAAACAAAAAUAUGAAAAAAUAGGAAUGAAAAAACAAUCAACUCCAGUAAAUGAAUUAUGUUAUGGAUUACCAAUACAAUUUGCUCAAUAUUUAACUUAUGUUAGAAAUUUAAAAUUUGAUGAAAAACCAGAUUAUAGAUAUCUUAUUGGAUUAAUGGAUAAAGCAAUGAUUUCAUUAGGUUUAGAAGAAGAUGGGCAUUAUGAUUGGAUGGAUUUAAAUAAUGGUAAAGGUUGGGAUGCUUCAUUAAAUAAAAAAGCUAAUUUACAUGGAUAUGGAAAUCCUCAUCCACCAAGAAAAUUACAAAAUUCUCAACAACAACUACAGCAACAACAACAACAACAACAACAACAACAACAACAAAGAUCAAAUUCAUAUACUCAACAACAACAGCAACAACAACAACAAAAUUCAUACUUAAAUUAUCAAAACCAACCACUGUCCAACCAACCAUUACUAGGUACUAAAAAUGGAUCAAUUUCAAGACAACAGAAAAAAUACGGAAAUUAUCAAUCAAUAAAUCAAACUCCAAUUAAUGGAAAUUCUAAAUUUUCUAAAAAUAAUAAUAAUUUACAAUAUCAACAAUUACCUCAACAUCAUAAUCAUCAAAAUCAUCAAAAUCAAGAAGAUGAAGAUUUACAUUCUGAUACUUCUAGUUUUAAUAGAAAAAUAAGCUGGUCUUGUUUUUUCUGUUGUUUCUAG
Lodderomyces jiufengensis is the source of this 1377-nucleotide messenger RNA. RefSeq names its product casein kinase. NCBI's taxonomy places the organism in Eukaryota, Fungi, Ascomycota, Pichiomycetes, Serinales, Debaryomycetaceae. Gene Ontology annotation, molecular function: protein serine/threonine kinase activity; ATP binding. Gene Ontology annotation, biological process: peptidyl-serine phosphorylation; signal transduction; endocytosis. Gene Ontology annotation, cellular component: cytoplasm; nucleus. The record is from RefSeq and is a predicted model, not a curated record. The transcript has a single exon. The coding region runs from base 1 to 1377 and encodes 458 amino acids.